AGCAUAAUGUCUCUGUCACAUGCUACCACUAACCAGUUGUUUAGGCAAUUCCAAUGUAGUUGUAGUCUACUAGUCUCUACAAAUUACAAGAACUUUGUUUCUGAGGAUGCAUUAGUUGGGUAGAACCAGAGGUUUUUGUUGUCAUGGCUGAUUCCAUGGAUGAAGAUUGUGAUUAUUUGUUUAAAGCUGUGCUGAUAGGUGAUUCCGCGGUAGGGAAAUCAAAUAUCUUGUCAAGAAUUUCGCGCAAUGAAUUUCAGUUGGAUUCGAAGCCGACUAUCGGAGUUGAGUUCGCGUAUCGGAAUGUGAAGGUCGGUGAUAAACUCAUCAAAGCCCAGAUUUGGGAUACUGCUGGACAAGAAAGAUUUAGAGCCAUAACAAGUUCAUAUUAUCGCGGAGCACUUGGAGCACUGCUAGUCUAUGACAUAACGCGAAAGAACACAUUUGAAAGCUUGAAAAAAUGGCUACAUGAGCUGAGGGAGUUCGGCAAUCCUGACAUGGUAAUAGUUCUCGUCGGCAACAAAUCCGAUCUUAGCGACUCUAGACAAGUGGUUGUGGAGGACGGCCAAACACUGGCUCAACUUGAAGGUUUAUGCUUUAUGGAAACAUCUGCCAAGGAAAAUAUACAUGUAGAAGAGGCUUUUCUCAAUAUGAUCAACAAAAUUCAUGAAAUUACAAGCCAAAAGAGCCUCGACGGCAAACUGAUUAGUCCCGGGACAAGAACUAAUGUAUCACUUCAAGGGGCUAAAGAGAUUAUUAUAGUUGAUGAUCAGGAAGUGUCUGCAACUAAACACAGUGCUGGUUAUUGUUGUACAUGAUUAGUUGGUGAGUCUGUUUUUGAGAGAUUACCAACAUUGGGGUAUUCCAUUCUCAUCAUUUCAAGUUUGUCUCGGAUAUCAUAUAAUUUCUGGUUUUACGAGAACAUAUAUAUUUUUAAAAA
Molecule: messenger RNA, 937 nt
Organism: Daucus carota subsp. sativus
Lineage: Eukaryota; Viridiplantae; Streptophyta; Magnoliopsida; Apiales; Apiaceae
Product: ras-related protein RABA6a
Exons: 2
Coding region: 144-815 (223 amino acids)
Biological process (GO): vesicle-mediated transport
Cellular component (GO): endosome
Molecular function (GO): GTPase activity; GTP binding
Source: RefSeq, a predicted model, not a curated record